AUGUUUAUGCAAGGUAGACGAUCCCAAAAUUCAGCUGUCGUUGUCUACAAUCCUGAGAUUGAACGAACUCUUAGACGUCUUCGUAAGCAAGCUGAGAGGGCAAAACUUAACACACAAAGAGAAGAUUUUGAAAAAGGAGAAAGAUUAGAAUCUGUGAACGAAAUGGGGGAUGAGCAGGUUCGAAGGCCAAUGAAGGACUCCAUUGUCCCUCAAAACCUUAAUCAACCAUCAUGCAUUGCCUACCAACCAACUGUGCAAGGCAGCUUCAAUUUAUCACCUCAAUUGCUUAACAUGGUGCCACACUACAGAGGCACACCUUCUGAGGAUCCAUACUUGCACAUUAGCGAUUUCUUUGAUCUCUGCAAGACUCAGAACAUACAAGGCUUAACAACAGAAGGAAUCAGAUUAAUUCUUUUUCCUUUCUCCUUAAAAGAUAAUGCUAAGUUGUGGUUGAAUUCUCUGGCUGCAGGUUCCAUUACUACUUGGGAACAAUUGGCCACUAAAUUUUUGAAGACGUUUUUCCCAGCCCAAAAGACAAGACAACUUAAAAGGGAGAUUCAAACUUGCAACAGAAGGAUGGAGAUCUUUCCUUUGAGGCAUGGGAGCAUUUCAAGGAGUUGCUUCUCAAGUGUCCACAUCACAAUCUAUCUCAAGAUGAUCAGGUACAAGCUUUUUAUGAAGGUUUAA
Prunus armeniaca (apricot) is the source of this 687-nucleotide messenger RNA. NCBI's taxonomy places the organism in Eukaryota, Viridiplantae, Streptophyta, Magnoliopsida, Rosales, Rosaceae. The record is from the annotation of a GenBank genome assembly.